AUGUCUUUCAUCUUUGGACGACGACAUUCCAUCGCCUCCACCGCGCCGAACGAGGGAGAUGCAGUCCCGCGGGGCAACGGUGGGCGAAGAUCAUCGGCUCCGGAUAUCUCGGAUCAUAGCCACGGUCUCCGUGCCAAAGGCGUGCUCCAUGAGAUCUUCCACAAACACCACGGCUCUUCCCAUUCUGAUUCUCCCUCUCACACCCGCCAUGACAGUGGGGUACACGAGUCUUCGGCCGAAAACCCCCCAAGCCCAGAUCACAAGCCUGGCCAUUCGCCGAAACCAGGCCACCAUGCGCCACCGCCGCAUAAACACCAUCUGACGAUGAAGGAUGUGGAGGUCAUCUUCUCAGGGGCCCCGUAUUUCAUGCUGGAGAAAGGAAAGCAUGACCGCUGGUUCCCGCAGGUCAUAUUUCCAUUCGACGAUCACGACCCGGUCAUUCAAUGCUUCUGGGAUAGGAGGCCUCUCCCCCAUGCCUCAUACACCCUAUGCACUUUGCAUGCGCACCUUCCGGUGCCGGAUGACUGGGUCAUUGAGGGCGAUGUCCCGGCCCAUCUGGGUAACUGGAAACGAAGCGAUGCGCCCAAGCGAGCCACAUUCGACGUGGGAGUACAGGAAAUCCCCAAUAUGCUGGCGAUGCAUGGGCGGGAUCCUGGGACGGUCGGGUUCCGCUAUUUCCUGGAGCUUCCCGUGGCCGACGCGGCCCGCUAUCCGGGCCCGGGGGUACCAAGGCCUUCGCCAGACUACUUACAUUUAUCGAGCCUGCCAGCAACCGAGUCGUUCGAGUUGUUGGAGCGUUACGGCCAGCCAUACGCCCUUUGUUCGGAUGGUACUGUCCACGAUCGCAAGAAACUAUUGCGCGAGGGGCCGAACUUUUGGAAGAAAAUCGGUGUCCGUGACAUUGAUCUACAGGUCUUAGUGCAGCGAUUGCAGACACUGAAGCAUCUGCGCUACGAGAUUCUCCAUGGGGAUCGACCGAAGACGAUACUUGACAUCGAAGGGACACGUGAGCUCUAUAAUGAACUGUUCACCAAAUUCCUCUACCCGCCAGUGCGUUUUCUGAUUGCCGACAUGGGCGAUCCGCACAGCCUAAAGGUCCAGAUCAAGGCUUUGACUGUCGUGCUGGCCACCCCUGGGGCAUGGCUGGACUUCAGUCUCAUCGACUGGCGACUGCACAUUGGCCAGCUGCUCUGGGAGCAAUCACCGCACAUGGACGGCGACUUCAUCGACAUUUCGGUGUCGGAUAAGCCAUGGGUGCAUACGACUCUCGAGCGCAAGUGGUUUCUGGUCCAGAUGCUGCUUGCUGCCGAGCUUCUGCUGCGUUUGGACGCGACUGUCCGCGUCGGGAUGCUCCAAGAAUCGCAGGACAUUAACAUCUCGCUACGCGAUAUCUAUGAGUUCGACCGGUUGCGAAACGGUAAGCUGAACUGGGAUCUGGUCGUCGUACGGCGAUUCAUGGACAGCUUCGAUCUUGAUUAUCAGCUCGAGCCUGGCAGCCCCGGUCCAGAAAGCCACGAGGAAGUCGGUCAUUCACACGAAAAACAUCAUCAUCGGUCUUUCUUCUCGAGCAUCACUCACCAUUCGUCUUCGGCCACCCCUCACAAUGAGUCAGCGUGGAGAUGUCAUCUGCUGCCCAAUCAUGUGAUGCAGCAACUCAAAGGGCUUUUUGUCUUCGCCGACAACCUAGGCUGGCCGCGCUUGGAUGAUUUCAAGGAAACCCUUAGGUCAAAGAUUGGUGGAGACCAAAAUGGCCAAAUCAUCAAGGACGUCUUUACCAACCCAGAGCUCAAUACUCUCCCAGCAGGGUACCAGAUACCCGACUUGCGGAAAGCCAUGUAUAGCAGAAACUUUUCUCGGCGUCUCUUGCUUCUACACCAUAAGGGUGAUGACAGCAAUCGUAAUCAUCUUGGCGGUUGGGCCACCAGAAGCUGGCUGUCGGGUUUUGUGAUCCCCGGCUCCUCCAUCAGCCACUUACUCAUCAGUACCAUCUUGGAAAAUGAUCCCGACGCCAUGGCCAAAUUGGGGCCGGUUGUCAAUCUUUACGGUGGCUUUGCUUACGACGGACGGAGCUGGUGGAGCAAAGAAUGCAUCGUUGGCAGAGUGGUGGCUUGUUUGGAAGGGACCAAAGCAUGCUUGGCAUGGCAAGCCAGCCCGAUUCUGCCCACAGACUCGUCGACCUCUCAACCUCUGGUCAAUACUUGGUUCGAGGUUGAAGCCAAAGACCCGCAGAACAGACCUGGAAAACCGAGGAUCAAGCAGGGAUCCAAGCUGGCCCUGGAAUCCACACCCCUGGGCCCCGGGGACUUGAGCAGCGGCGCCUUCAGCUUGCCCCUCGACGACCAAAGCGACUGCUCUAUGAAACUGAGAGUCGCCUUCCAAGAGCUGUCAUUCCAGGUCAAGGCCCAGCAACCCCCGGCCGCUGAGCAUCCGAUCACAGUGGUCGAGCAGGCAACUGCGCGCUUUUCACUUUCCUCUGACACAGCGGCCCCCGCCACACAACUCUCGUUCCCAUUGAAGUACAACGUACAGUUCAUCUCCUCCCAUGAAUGCCGCCCGCCUGGCGGCAUGAUCACCAAUCCCCACGCUCCGAACGUCGCGAGCAGUAGUAGCGACAGCAGUAGCAAUCAACCCAAUCAGCGAUCAUCGUCCCCGUUCAGCGCCUCGCCUGACCGCCACCGUCACCACCGUCUCCCGGGCCACCCGCUGCAUUGCCGCUACGCGUACCGCUGGGUCCACCUUCCCUCCCUGGCGGAGGAACUCGCGGCGUCGGACCGCAUUCGAUCGGCCUUCGACCCGGAGGAGACCAUGAUCCUGGACGCGCGCGGCUCCCGGGAGAAGGAGGCUUUUGCCCGCGCGUGGUGCGCCUCGGUGGGGUAUCAUGCUAUCGUGGGUCGCGCGGGGCGGACGUGUCUCUCGUGCUGUAUCCGGGAGGCGCGCGCGCUACAGGUCAAGGUCGUCAUCCGCACGGGUGAUGGUCCUGUCACCCCGACUUCAUCUGUGCAUGUACUGUAUGGGGGUGAGUAG
Messenger RNA from Aspergillus aculeatinus CBS 121060, 3024 nucleotides. RefSeq lists its product as uncharacterized. NCBI's taxonomy places the organism in Eukaryota, Fungi, Ascomycota, Eurotiomycetes, Eurotiales, Aspergillaceae. The transcript is spliced from 2 exons. The coding region runs from base 1 to 3024 and encodes 1007 amino acids. The record is from RefSeq and is a predicted model, not a curated record.